GAUGAAACAGGAAGCACUGCUUGCGGCAAUCAGUGAAAAAGAUGCAAACAUUGCCUUGCUGGAAUUGUCUGCCUCCAAAAAGAAAAAGACACAGGAAGAAGUCAUGGCCCUCAAGCGAGAAAAAGAUCGACUAGUGCAUCAGUUAAAGCAGCAGACCCAGAACAGAAUGAAGCUGAUGGCAGACAACUACGAUGAGGACCACCACCAUUACCACCACCACCACCAUCACCACCACCACCGAUCUCCUGGGAGGUCGCAACAUUCCAAUCACAGGCCUUCUCCCGACCAGGAUGACGAGGAGGGCAUAUGGGCAUAGCCGGGCCUGUAAACCAAAGUUCCAGUUUUGUUUUGAGGGAUGAUCCAGCUCUGUCGGAGGCAUGGAGGCACAGUCAAAUCUCAUGCUGUACAUUGAUCACCUGUCCAACCUUUGCCUAGAGUGGGAGCCCCCAGUUCCUUCAAGAGAUCCAACUUUACCUGUCUGUAAAGAAGAAGAGGAGGAGGGAGACAGCGGGGAGUACCCGGUGGCACUUUAACACCAGAGCAGGUCCAGUGUUUACUCGUCC
Ceratotherium simum simum (southern white rhinoceros) is the source of this 563-nucleotide messenger RNA. The record is from RefSeq and is a predicted model, not a curated record. Lineage: Eukaryota; Metazoa; Chordata; Mammalia; Perissodactyla; Rhinocerotidae.